Messenger RNA from Cricetulus griseus (Chinese hamster), 2908 nucleotides. NCBI's taxonomy places the organism in Eukaryota, Metazoa, Chordata, Mammalia, Rodentia, Cricetidae. The record is from RefSeq and is a predicted model, not a curated record.
GCGUUCUUGACGUAGAAGGCCUUGGGACGGCUCAACUUCGGCUUCGCGGGGUCCCUCCUGAGUGGGGGGUCCCUGACCCUCUCUGCUCUGCAUUGUCCGCUGAUCCCGCGCAUCCCGAGCUCACCUUCCAACUUCCCUUUCUUCCCAUCUCCAUGGCCUUAGCUUGCAUUCCUGGCCCCACAGGCUUGGCGCCCACUCCAUGCUCAUACUGUUUCGUCACUCUUCUGCCUGGGCUGCCCCUCUCAGACCAAAGAGCUUUGGCAAUCGUUGUCAGAAACUUGUAUUUAAGUCUUCAAGGCUGCAUCUUUCUCCAAAGGCAGAUGUGAAGAACUUGAUUUCUUAUGUGGUGACCAAGACAAGAGCGAUUAAUGGGACAUACCAUCGGUUCUUGGGUCAUCAUUUCCCCCGCUUCUAUGCCUUAUACACAGUCUUCAUGAAAGGAAUACAGAUGUUAUGGGCUGAUGGCAAAAAGGCUAGAAGAAUAAAGGCAAAUAUGUGGAAGCACAAUGUAAAGUUUCAUCAACUUUCUUACCGGGAGAUGGAGCAUUUGAGACAGUUCCGUCGAGAUGCCACCAAGUGUCUUUUCAUAGGUAUCAUUUCCAUUCCACCCUUUACCAACUACCUGGUCUUCUUGCUAAUGUACCUGUUUCCUAGGCAACUGCUUGUCAAGCAUUUCUGGACCCCCAAACAACAAAUUGAUUUCUUAGACAUUUAUCACAGUCUCCGGAAGCAGUCCCACUCAGAAAUCAUUACUCAUUUAGAAAGGGCCAGCGCUCUUGUUUCUGAUGAGAGGCUGCGGUGGCACCUGAAAGACCUGUGCACCAAGGUGCAGAACGGCGCCCACCCAACAGCACAUGACAUCCUGGCUCUCAGGGAGUGCUUCUCUACUUGGCCUCUGGGCUUGAAUCAACUGCAGGCUCUGCACAUGAGAGCCUUGAGCCGGGCCAUGCUCCUCACCCCUUACCUGCCUCCCGCCUUGUUGAGAUGGCGUUUGAAAAGCCACACCACUGUGAUACACCAGCUGGACAGGGCUCUGGCAAAGCUGGGGGUUGGCCAGCUGACUGCUCAGGAAGUGAAAUCGGCUUGCUAUCUCCGUGGCUUGAAUUCUACCCAUAUUGCUGAUGAUAGGUGUCGGACUUGGCUGGGAGAAUGGUUGCAGAUUUCCUGCAGCCUAAAAGAAGCUGAGCUGUCCCUCUUGCUGCACAACGUGGUCCUGCUUUCCACCAACUACCUUGAGACAAGGCGCUGAGUGAACCCUGGAGAGAAUGACAUUGUCCUGCAGUUGCAGAGUAUAGUAGUGUGGGACCAAAGAGCACUUGUCAGCAGUCUGCACUAUUAGCGUGGGAGGCAGUGGAGCACGCUACCUAUCGCUACCUAUCUGGGAGCUACAGACAUUCCUUCACAGCUUGAACUAAACAAACGCCUGUGUGGUGCCAUCCCAUCAUGCUAACCUGGAACUGGCAAGCACCUCUGGUACUAGGCUUGUAUUGUGAUGUAAUGUUUAGGUCCUAUUGAGUCAGUUUUUGCCCAGGUGGGAAUCAUUUGGCCUAAAAUUCAUGACUGCCAAGGUUUGUUUUUAAAUUUCUAUUUCUUUCCUCUGAGACGAGUCUAUGUUGCCCAGGCUCACCUCAAAUUUCUGUGUUCAAGGGAUCCUCCCACCUCAGGCUUCUGGGUGCUGGGACUACAGGUCUGUAUCACACUGGCUUCACUGCCGUGUUCUUUACAGCCAUGAAGGUUUUUUUGUUUUUGUUUUGGUUGUUUUCUUGAGAAACUGUCUCACAUAGCUGAGGAUGACUGUAAACUCCUGGCCUUUCUACUUGCACCUCCCUCCAGGCGCUGGAAUACAGGGUGGAGCACCACACAAAGCCCUGUAAGGUGUGAGGAGCUGGCCAAGGGCUUUGCUGUGCUAGCCAAGUGCUGUCCACUGGCCUUUCUCACUGGAGAAUUUCUGGGUGCCAAGAGCACUGCUGCUUAGACUGGAGCACUAACACCUGGGCCUGCACCUGGACACCCCUGCCAAUCUUUUCUUAUCCCUUUGCCCCCCUUCUUUUUUUGGCCUUUUUGAGACAGAGUCUCACUAUAUAGCCCAGGCUGGCCUGGAAUUCACUAUAUAGCCCAGGCUGGCCUUCAGUUCCUGGCAAUCCAUUCUGCCACAGCCUCCUGGGAACUGGGAUUAUAGGCAUGAGCCACUAUGCCUGGCCCAUCCUUUUUGAUGUGACCAAAAAUAGGGACACUUUUCCUCUUCACUAGCAUGGAUUGUUCACCCUCUUUCUUUUAAUAUUCUCUUAUGGGUACAUCCUAAAGGAGGUGAAAAGGAAAGGACCGGCUGCUUGGCCCUCCCCUGCACUUAUCCCCCGAGCGUCUUAAUUUUCAGGCUGUCACACAGCCCCUAAGGCCCUUAUGUGUUUGCUACCUCCACUGUGUUGCACUAAGCCAUCUGUAGUCAGCAGUGGCUGCCUUCUUUAGGCCAUGGGUCAAUCGCAUAAGGUACUCAUUACUGCUGAGCUGGGAGAUGAGAUCUGCACAAGAUAGUAAGCUGGGUUUGGCUGUUGUGUGUGAUAACUUAUUGUAAAUGCAUGAAGCACUGUUUUUAAACCCAAGUAAAGACUGCCUGAAACCAGUUUUUGGGAAUUACUUAUGCACACUCUACUCAUUUUCCUAUGGCUUCAUUUUGUAAAACUGAUGUAACCUAACUAAUGGGCAUUUAACUGGUUGGAACAGAAUUUUUUGAUGGGAUGAAAAAAAUUGGAUGGAAUUAUUUAAUAUUAUCUAUCAGACAUACUAGAAUGGUAAUCAGAAAUAGGGAAAAUUAUAACUGCUGACAGCAGGGGUCAAGCAGGCACAUAAGGAAAUCCCAGGCAGGACAGGUUCUUUGUGCUCUAAAGACAAUAAAUCUACAUUUCUGUCA